AUGAAAAUAAGACAUCGACAAGUACCAUUUGUUGACGAUGAGAUGAAAGAACUGAUGAAAAAUAGAAAAAGAUUACACAAAUUUGCUCGUCUAACCCGAAUGCCAUCUGAUUGGGAGAAAUAUCGUGCACUUCGAGAUAAAGUUAAAUGUAAGCUACGCCAAGCAGAAAAAGAUUAUGUACACAAUGAAAUAUAUACUAACCCAAAUAUAGCAUCGAUGUGGAAAGUCAUCAGGAACUGCGUUCCACGUAAAGAGACCACGAAACCAAGUUAUUCCGGAGAUGUUAAGAAAUUAGCUAAUGAAUUCAAUACCUUUUUUACCUCAGUGGGGAUAAAUACAUCAGCAACUGCAUUGGCAUUGCUUACUGAACAUGGACUACCCAUACUGAAUCCACCAACAUCUACCGAAAUACCUGAGAUCGAUCAGUUUUAUUUCCAUUCAGUAUCGUGUAGUGAAAUAAGUAGGGUUGUUAUGUCCUUUUCAUCAAAUAAGGCACCAGGAUUUGACAAAGUAUCAAUGGCUGUGAUCAAGGACGCCUUACCGUACAUCCUUCCUACACUUACGCAAAUUGUUAAUUGUUCCCUGGAAACAGGUGUUUUCCCAACAGCCUGGAAGAAAGCAGAGGUUAUCCCACUUCUGAAGGAAGGGGAUUAUGAAAUUCCGAAUAAUAAUCGGCCCGUGUCGUUGUUAGUGGCUGCAUCUAAGAUCUGUGAACGUGUGGUAUUGAAACAGCUAACAGAAUAUAUGACAAAGAAGAAAAAAUUUACUAAACAUCAAAGUGGAAAUAGGAAGUUACAUUCAACCGAAACAUUAAACAUAUUCAUCUCAGAUUUAAUUCUCCAGUCCAUGGAUCGUAGAGAAGUGACUGCUUUACUCUUACUGGACUUGUCUAAAGCUUUUGAUAGCUUAGAUCAUUCCAUUCUGCUAAGAAAACUUUCGAAUAUUGGAAUCUCGAAGCCUGCGUUGUUUUGGUUUAAAAGCUAUUUGACAGGCAGGUGCCAAUCAGUACGUAUUGCGUCAGUGUUAUCUGAUGAAUGUGAAAUAACUCGCGGUGUUCCGCAGGGAUCGAUACUGGGUCCGGUGUUAUUUAAUAUAUAUAUCAACGACUUGCCUGGUGUACCCAAGGAGUCCAAUUUGGAGUCGUACGUGGAUGACUCAAAAAUAUAUUUAGCAUUCUCAAUCAGGGAUGCCGAGUUGGCAGCUAUGAAACUCACUGAAGACAUGCGAAGAAUUACCGCCUGGUGCUGUCUUAACAGUUUAUUGGUGAAUCCAGAAAAAACCAAGUUGCUUAUAUUAGGUACUAGGCAAAUGUUAGAACAGGUACCUAAAAAUUUUCAAAUAACUAUCCUUGGUGAGAAUAUUACUCCAGUUGCUGUUGCAAAGGAUUUAGGGAUGAUAUUGGACUCAUGUUUGAGCUACGACGAACAUAUCGCAAGCGUUGUUUCAUCUUGUAUCGCUGGAUUGGGCCAAAUUAGCAGA
This is a messenger RNA of Paramuricea clavata, 1479 nucleotides long. Lineage: Eukaryota; Metazoa; Cnidaria; Anthozoa; Malacalcyonacea; Plexauridae. The record is from the annotation of a GenBank genome assembly.